Chondrus crispus (carragheen) is the source of this 1320-nucleotide messenger RNA. RefSeq lists its product as hypothetical. Lineage: Eukaryota; Rhodophyta; Florideophyceae; Gigartinales; Gigartinaceae. The coding region runs from base 1 to 1320 and encodes 439 amino acids. The record is from RefSeq and is a predicted model, not a curated record. The transcript has a single exon.
AUGACGGACGAUGUUGGAUGCAUUAUCAUCUGGGCCACAGCCAAACAUAUGAAGGUGCCCUAUAGAUUGGUAGUAGUAUAUAAGAAGACCUUGCCCUCCGGAUUGUCAGAUUUUUCCCCAGCUCACACAGUUGGUCAAGAAAGACACAAACUAAGUAUUUCAACACCGAAGAUGGCGGUCAGUCCAGUUCUUCCCGCUCUGCUCCUGAUUCUUGUCUUUUUCGAUGCCCAAGUUCAUACGCACGCACAAUGUGUCGAUGCAGAGCUUGCCCGGGCAGCAAGAGCUUGUUCAAGAAGGCUAAGUCUCGGUCAGAGGCAGUGUAGACUAUUUCCAACUCCGGAGAGGUCCAUCAUCCGUUCAUUGCGACCAGGAGAUUUCAGACUCAGCCAGCUGCGGAAAGGCGUCUUUCUGUAUGAUAAUAGCUUCUACACGUCAUUGAUUCUCAAGAUGGAUCGCCGACUGGCACUGCUUGAUAUCCCCGAAUCAAUUUCUUUGGAUGGCCCUGACGGAAACAGGACUUCGUUUGCAUCUGCAGCCGAACAAGUCCUAAACGGAACGAUUCCGAAAAGGAUCGACAUCGUCUACUCUCAUGGACACUUCGAUCACAUCGGAGGCACGACCAGAUUCGUGGCAUAUAUGGAGGAGAGAUAUCCUUCUGCAAGCAUCUUUAUUUGGGGCACAUCCACUGCCCGAGUGCUUAUUGAGAACUCUGUGACCAAACGAGCUAUCUUUCCGAAUGUAAUCGUUGGAAGGAGAGGUCGAACACUCUCACUGGGGGAGGGGCUUGAUGUGAGGAUGCAGAUCGUCGGCGGUCACACCGCCUCGGACCUUGCGUUGUACAUUCCACGCUUUCGCGACGAGCCCUCCAUACUGAUGCACGUUGAUGUGGUAUUCCCGAAUUGGGCGCCACCGUUUAAUCUCGCUGUCACCGAAGAUGUGGGAGGGUACGUUCGAGUUCAUGAAGAAUUGCUGAAAUUUGAUUUCGACAUUUUCAUUUCCGGACACUGGAGUGUUGGUGACCGCAAGAGUGUCGAAAUGAACCACGGGUAUUCAAAGGAUCUUGUGCAAGCGGCAAUAACCGCUCUCGAUGAGGUGACCAUAGAGGACUUCAAUGAAGCCGGGUUUGGCCGGUUUAUCGAUCCAACAGCGAGAGAAUUCGGAAACGUUCUGUAUGCGUUCGUUAGUGUUUCCCGUCGGGUGCAAAUAGAAGCUUGUUACAGAAUCAUAAUUGACAAGUGGGGGUGCCGACUACCUGGACUUGACCUCGUUGGAAGAGGGCACUGCUUCACGGCACUGACUUACGUUGAGAUAGAGUACUAG